Messenger RNA from Mesocricetus auratus (golden hamster), 3935 nucleotides. RefSeq names its product RAB39B, member RAS oncogene family (gene Rab39b). The record is from RefSeq and is a predicted model, not a curated record. NCBI's taxonomy places the organism in Eukaryota, Metazoa, Chordata, Mammalia, Rodentia, Cricetidae. Gene Ontology annotation, molecular function: GTP binding; GTPase activity. The transcript has 2 exons. Gene Ontology annotation, cellular component: Golgi membrane. The coding region runs from base 211 to 852 and encodes 213 amino acids. Gene Ontology annotation, biological process: Rab protein signal transduction.
GCGUGGUGCUGAUGCUGCUGCCAUUUCAUCACCUUUGCGAGUGCAGCAUCCAUCCCUCUACCCCAGCGCCUGGGCCUACCUUGCUUCAGGCUACCAGGCCAGUGAUGCGCUCACGGUCGAGCCAAAGGGCUGAUCGGAGCUAAGGCCUUGGUGGGGCGCCCCCUCUCGCCUCCCCAGGCCUGGGCUGAAGAGUCCUGCCAGGCCACGGCCAUGGAGGCCAUCUGGCUGUACCAGUUCCGGCUCAUUGUCAUCGGCGAUUCCACGGUGGGCAAAUCCUGCCUGAUCCGCCGCUUCACGGAGGGCCGCUUUGCUCAGGUUUCAGACCCCACCGUGGGGGUAGAUUUUUUCUCCCGCUUGGUGGAGAUCGAGCCAGGAAAACGCAUCAAGCUCCAGAUCUGGGAUACAGCGGGUCAAGAGAGGUUCAGAUCCAUCACUCGCGCCUACUACAGGAAUUCAGUAGGUGGUCUUCUCUUAUUUGACAUUACCAACCGCAGGUCCUUCCAGAAUGUCCAUGAGUGGUUAGAAGAGACCAAAGUACACGUUCAGCCCUACCAAAUUGUAUUUGUUCUGGUGGGUCACAAGUGUGACCUGGAUACACAGAGGCAAGUGACUCGCCACGAGGCCGAGAAACUGGCUGCUGCAUACGGCAUGAAGUACAUUGAGACGUCAGCCCGAGAUGCCAUUAAUGUGGAGAAAGCCUUCACAGACCUGACAAGAGACAUAUAUGAGCUGGUUAAAAGGGGAGAGAUUUCAAUCCAAGAGGGUUGGGAAGGGGUGAAGAGUGGAUUUGUACCAAAUGUGGUUCACUCUUCAGAAGAGGUUAUCAAAUCAGAGAGGAGAUGUUUGUGCUAGUUAACCCUUCCAUUUUCAAAACAUACCCUCCCACUUGAACUUAAAAGUUAUCAAGAUAAAUAGAAUCCUUGUGUGACUGAAGAGAUCCCAACCUUUGAAUAACAAAUGAGCCUUCUUCCUAGGGGUGGAGCUCUGACAGGCUCAUAUGUGGGUAGAUAAGGAGCCUGGGUGCUUUGAUUGAGGGACUAAAUUGCUGACAUUGGCUAGAUCAGACAUUGUUUUGUGGCCCAGGCUCAGCAAUGAUUGUUCUGUGUGUCCUUUGUGAAGGACCACAUAUUAAGGGUCUAGGGUUUUGGAAGUUAGGUUCCAUGAAAACAUAGCUACAGAGAGAAAAACUGUUCCUUGGUAUUUCAACUUUUCAGAGGUGGUGACUAUAAAGAAACAGAAGGAAAACAAGCAACAAAUUGAGGAUAAUUAGGAUAACUGAAAAAAGAGUAUGAUACCAAGUUAUUCAAUGAUAAUACCAUGUGUGCUGGGUUUGACACAAACACACUAGUUCACUUCUAACAGUUCAACUGUAAAAUGAAAGGCCUAUUUGAAUCAGCUUUGAUAAGGCCCUUUCAAGGUUGAGCAUUCUAGUAAAAUUGAUGUGAUUCAUAUAUGAAAAGGGAAGUCAUUCACACCUUGUUAUUAAUCACAUUUGAGAAAGUGUACACUCUCAUGAUAGAGUUACCAAUUGUGUGAAAGAAACUGUCCCAUGUAAAAUGGCCAUGUAAGGAGAAGAAGGAAACAUUGCAACUCAAAGGCCACAUUCUUUGACCUCUAACCAUAUCUGAGCUUUCACUGCAUCAGAGAGCCACAAUCUGGAGUAAGCAUACUGCCUGCUUCUUUAGGUGCCUGACAGUGACAACACAGAGAUUGUCUAAAAAUAAAAAUAAAACCCUAAGUCAAGCCUUUGAUCGUUGGUUCUGUGCUGAGUAUUUGCUCAACAUGUGGCCCUGGAACCCUUAAAAUUCUGCAUAUUAAUUCUGUAAUAGGCCUGUGAAAAUUUUUACCCCAUUUUACAGAAUAAGAAAGCAAGAAAAAGUCUACCUGAUUCCUAGCUUUUUUCCCACUGGAUCAUAAUGCUGUCUCAUGAAUAAAUAAUUAAUUUGUUAACUUUGGAAAUCAGGUGAUUAUAAAUUAAUGUUCUCUACGUGAUAGGAUAUGUUUUCCUUGUUGUUUUACAGCUCAACUAUAAUCCUGCAGGAAUCUAGGAAUGAAACAAAGGUAAAGCCUAUUCUGGUAUUAUUGAAAGAGGACAUUAAAUAAGGGAUUAACUGCACAACUAAAAACACAUUAAAACUGUGUGGGUUUCUAAGUGUUCUUCUCACAAACACUAUGAACAUUUUAUUGAAAGGAACCAAAUACAACAAUGGGGAGUGGGAUGGUGAUAAAAUACUCACCCCACAAUGACCUUGGCCACCUGCCUGCUAUGUACCUACACUUGGCUCCUGUCUACCCGAGAGAGUCAGCUCUUAAUUCUCAGGUGAACAGACAGAUAACCACAUCAGUAAAUUAGAAUGACUGACAUGAAAAUUUCAUUAUCUUCUUGAAAAGUGAUGCUUUAAAUUAAUUUUUGGAUUGUAGCCAGUUCAGCUAGGCAAAAGCCAUACUUUUCACAGUAAGAAAACUAUUCUGAUUAGAGUCAAGUUUCUCAUAUGCAUUGUGGUAGAAAGAUUGGCAAAUUGUUUUUGCAAUAUCCUGUUCAAGUUCACUAUGAAUAUGCAUGAGUUGGAAAAUCUGGGAAUUUGUUUCAGCUAAAAUAAAACCAAAUAAUAAAGAUUAUGGAAGAUCAUUCUGCCACCUUUGCUCCAACUUGGAUAAGAAAAUCAUCUUGGACCAGUUCACAUCAUCAGCUACAGGAGAAGUGAUCAUUUAUUCUGUAUUCAUUUCACAUAGUUUAAAUUGCCAGAUUCUUGCUUGUAGAAGGCAAACAACCUUUUUUUGUGGAUUAACUCAAAAUUCCAACAACUAUACUCAUGUCUAGAUGGUUCCUAAGCCAAGAUUAUCCCAUGGAUAAAUGAGAGUUGACUAGAUUCUUGUCAACGGGGGGGGGGGGCAGAAAUAAAACAUGUCUACAGUUUUCUUGACUAAAAUAGAUUACUUUCCCAUUUCUGGCCUUUUAAUGUGGGUUUCAAAGUACCCAACAUAGAUGCAGCAGAGGUGGCUGAACUUAACUGCUUAAAUAAGUUCUAGAAAAAUCUUUUAAAAAUCAUUUUAGUAGAAUUCAGUGCUGCUGUCACUGCAAUAAGUGGGUUUUAGACAAUAAGUGUGAAAAAUCAGAUGUUCAUAGAAUACUGAGGAUAAAGCUUUAGAAGCUAUUUUACUACAUACAGAAAAGAUUAACUUGUAACAAUGAUCACAACUGCAUGUUGGAUUAGAUUGUCUUAUAUUCCAGGACAAAAUGUACUGUAUACUUUGCCUCACUUUGUUGUGCACUGUAAUGAAAUGUGAAAAAUUCUUUAUUUAGCUGUAUGUGAAUGAAAAUGCUUGUAUUUAGUAAAAUGGUUGAUUAUGUGACUGUGAGAUUCCACAUGUGUGUUGUAGCUAUUUCUAGAAUGUGUCCUUUCAAUGUAGCAAAGAUACCAGUAAAAUACCAAUCAGAUACUGUAGUGUGUACUAAUAUGAUAUGACAUACUUUGCAUUAACAGAGUCAUCAGUAUCUGAAAGCCAAAGAGAGGACACAAUUUCUUAAAGGUAUAUGGUUCUCAUGUUGAAAACCACAGAAAUCUCACUACUUCAUUUUCAGCCCAAGCCACUAUGUAAAAAGUUGAAUCUGUGAAGCCUAAAACUUCAGCAUUAUAAUUUUUAUUCAAGAGUUAUAAUUUUUCACCAGGCAAGUAUGUAAUUACAACUAUUGUCUUCACUGAAAAGUCUUUUCCAUGCUAAAUUGCCGUUGUUUUUUCAAAAUGACUGUGGCACACUAUAUCAUAGGAACAUUGCAAGUGUGGGGACCAGAUUGGAACACAGUCAUCUAGCACAUUUUCCAAGUUGGAUAGUGUGCAUCUGAGAAAAAUGUAAGAGAAAUCUUUGAUUCUGAAUCUAGGCAUACACAGGCUAAUCUCAACACAAAGAAAUAAAAAAUUAAAAAUGAAACAGCA